UGACGGACAAUGGAAAUACGCUCCUGUUUUAAAUUGGCCAAAACCAUGCGCGCUUCUUUUUCCUCCAAGUUCUGACCUCUGACUCGUCAGUAGUCUCAAAACGGCAAAAGUUCGUGUUGCCGAGUCUGUAUCACAUUAUUUUGGAUUACGUAAAUAUUUAAUUUAGUGAUUAAUUUGUGUAGAAAAUGAUCAACAUUCAAUACUUAUUUGGAUUAGUCUGCCUGGCGGCAGUGUGUUUUCCAACUGUAUAUGCGAUCUCAUGCUACGAAUGCAACAGUGCGCAAGAUAAACGAUGUCUGGGCGAUAUCAAUAAUCAAUUGAGCGACGAUCUGAAGAAGCCUUGUCCAGAUAAAAAGGACGACAAACCGUACACAUUAUGUAGAAAAAUUAAGCAAAUGAUCGACUUUGAAGUGAAUGGACUUCAGCCAGAUAACCGAGUAAUACGCACAUGUGGUUGGGAUGAUUCCCAAUACAAAAAUAAAUGUUACCAAAGAUCAGGCUUCGGUGGGCGACAGGAAGUUUGUGCGUGCGAUAAAGAUCACUGCAAUGGAAGUUACAUAGUAACCGCAUCUGCCGCCCUUGUAGCUGGACUCGUAAUCUUAUUAAAAAUUAGCAUAUUUUAAGUUUUAUUUAUUCAAUAAAACCUGGAAGAAAUCAAAACUUGUUUAUAAAUCAACAUUUCAUACCAAUAUUAAAAAUUAGAUCGGACUAAUAAAUUAUUGUUAAAUCGCAGCCGCAACAGUCAAAGAUUUUGUCGUAAUGCAGAAAUAAAACUAUUAAAGCAAACACAAAUUAUGAAAGAUUCAAAUUAUGUUCGUUUGUUAAGUAUUUCAUUAGAUUACUGUAGAUGUAGAUAUAUCUGUAAAUUAAACUCGCUGUAGGGUAGAAUGCCAAUACUUAGGCUAAAGUGUAGUACUUUAAUAAACUAUUCAGCAAAGCUCACAUUGGCGAAAAAUUUCUUUAGGUACGGAGUACUUCUUACAAGUAUACACCAAGUAGAUAUGUAACAAUUUCUUAGAUUACUAUCGACUAUUUAUACAUAGCACGUAAAAUGAAAUAACUGUACUAGUUCAAUACAUAUUGUCAGAUAUACAUUGUGCUUUUGAAAUGUUCACAAAUAUUUUCCAAUCGAAAGAUAGCAAUUGUUUAAUACCCUUUGUAGGCUAAUGUACAAUUUGAUAUUUUUUGAAGUAUUGCUUUUUACUCAGUUCUAAUUUUGAUAUUCAGUCUCUUUUAUUUUUUCUGUUACACGCAAUCAUGGGAUCUGCUAGUUUCUUUGUGUGGACGUGGACGCCUUUACAGAACAUUCCACUCAAAACGGGGGACGUUCUAUGAAAGCAUUCACACGUACGUUCGCCUCUUUUGCCGAAAAAAUAAAUAUAUCAAAGAAACGAGACCGGAAUGAAAAAAAAUAUUUCAUGGCAUGAUCCCUACUGAUUCCAGAUGCGUAAUUUGACAUGAAUCAUCUACUCCGGAAAUUAAAAAGUUAGAGACAUGCUAACAUUAAACUGAGGCAAGAUUUGCACUUUACAACAAAACAUAAGUGCAAACCAGUGAUGCAAUAUAAAGGAACACGAGAAAAAAUUUGGUAAACAACAUUUUAGUUAACCAUUCAAUUUACAUUAUUGUUGCAUAUAUUUAACACAUUUUGUGUGUUAAUCACAAGGACUACAACUAACGUUUAAUAUUCACGGGGAUGGGUAAUGCUAUGGUGUUCAUAGAAUGUAAAGAUGUUAUAUUUGUUGCUUUAUUUUAAAAAAUGUAUAUCUGAUAUUUUGUUUUUAGAGUAGUAUGUAAGUAUUGAAAAAUAUGUUAUUUGUAAGGAGGCAACUGGGACUCAACCGAAUCGAACAACACGAAACAAUAAUCACCAAUUUUAACAGUUUACAUGCACAUAUCAAAUGAGCUUUUGACACUGCCCAAUUCACAAAAUUAUCAAUAACUAAAUUUGUGAUAGUUCACGUAGAUGUUUUUUGUAUGUACAACGCAAAAUAAAAGCUUCAAAUAUU
This is a messenger RNA of Dendroctonus ponderosae (mountain pine beetle), 2009 nucleotides long. RefSeq lists its product as uncharacterized. The record is from RefSeq and is a predicted model, not a curated record. The transcript has 3 exons. Bases 186 to 623 code for a protein of 145 amino acids. Lineage: Eukaryota; Metazoa; Arthropoda; Insecta; Coleoptera; Curculionidae. Gene Ontology annotation, biological process: positive regulation of voltage-gated potassium channel activity; regulation of synaptic transmission, cholinergic; sleep.